Colletotrichum destructivum is the source of this 1159-nucleotide messenger RNA. RefSeq lists its product as uncharacterized. The transcript is spliced from 3 exons. Bases 2 to 1147 code for a protein of 381 amino acids. NCBI's taxonomy places the organism in Eukaryota, Fungi, Ascomycota, Sordariomycetes, Glomerellales, Glomerellaceae. The record is from RefSeq and is a predicted model, not a curated record.
GAUGGUAAGUGGAAUCCCGGCCGCUGAUUGGCCAGGAGGAAGAGAGAGCACUUGGGGACGGACACUCACACAUAAAACCCCGAAGAAUAUCAUCCCCGAACUCAAAGCCCCCCCCUUUACUCAUCAGUUUCCAUCACGUCUGUGCCGCUGGAGUCCAUCAGACCCCAUCGACCUCGCACCACCACUGCGUCGCCUCCUCGAGCAGAGACUACUGAGCAUCAUCUGUUCUCCUAAAUUGGCCACUUCACCAGAUACUCACCUACCUACCCGAAAACUUCAUCAGCCGUUGUCGAAUCCAUCACCUAUCUCCUCAGGAUCAGUCAACAGCCCACCUCACAGCGCAACCACGGCGUCAAUGCCUCUCGUCUUCGCGGCUCACGGUGAAUGGACCUCACUAUCGCGAUCCAGAUCACCAAUAGCUUCCUCUGGACGCCAAUCCCACUCACGAAUGUCGCCAUCGCGAGAGACCACUUCCCCUCAUGGCUUCAAACCUGGACAGACCCUUCCCAGAACACGUGAUCGGCUAUCGCCGACUCCUCCGGGCCAGGCAUCGAUGCGGUCUUGUUAUCCUGACGACUACUCAAGCAGCGUGGUGCCCGAACACAUUAUGGGUGAGCAGCACUCCAGCAUGACCGUGUCGCCAAAGACAAGGAAGCAGCCUCUGUCGGCCCCCAGAAGCCCGAGAUAUGGAUCGCGGGGAAGCACAAGCGUCGAGGAUCACAGCAGUCUCGCUGCAGUUGGAUCGUGGAGUAGCCAGAGCGUCCAUAAUGGAGACUACCACACACGCCGCGUCAUCCAGAGCGACCUUGCCAGGUAUGAGGAUGAAUCAUCGUACAAGUACGCGCCUUAUGAUGACUUCAUCCUCUUCCCCGAUGAGAGCUCGGCAGACACCCAGGAGAGGGCUUCGGUCUACACUCGACAGUCGCCAGCGCCGCUAGGCCCCCGCAUCUCCAGGCUUCGUACGCCCGACAUCGCACCACUGUCGACCGAUGUCCAAUUCUUCCCCUGCCUUGGCGACGAGGCCGAAGAGGACAGGAUCAACGAGGCGUGGUACCUCGCCGGCCGUGAGAGGGUCGCUUCUCAAAUGAACGAUGCUCUGGCCUAUAUAUCGGCCAUAGAGAGACACAGCCGCGUGCUGAGAGACUGACGUGAGGUUCUA